CAUCACUGAGUGCGUCAAUCAGCAUUUACUGAGGUCGGCUGCUUGUGUAUAAAUACACCAGCAAACACAUACGCUUGGAUAAGUUGUACGCACAAGGUCCGAUCAUCUAAUUCCCGAUCAAUUCAGCGACGUCGUUUGGGAGACAUGAGCAAGACGGUAUGUGUAACUGGAGCCUCAGGCUACAUAGCAUCAUGGCUUGUCAAGUACUUGCUUCAGCGUGGUUACACCGUGAAAGCUUCUGUCAGAGAUCCCAAUGAUCCAAAGAAAACAGGCCACUUGCUUGCACUUGAGGGAGCUAAGGAUAGACUUCAGCUGUUUAAAGCGAACUUACUGGAAGAAGGGUCGUUUGAUGCUGCCGUUGCUGGUUGUGAAGGUGUCUUCCAUACAGCAUCACCUUUUACUCAUGCCGUUGAUGAUCCGCAGGCAGAAUUGAUCGAUCCUGCAGUUAAGGGCACACUUAAUGUACUCGGGUCAUGUGCAAAAGCUCCCUCAGUAAAAAGAGUGGUCUUGACUUCUUCUGUUGCAGCGGUUGCAUACAAUGGUAAGCCCAGGACUCCUGAUGUGGUAGUAGACGAGUCGUGGUUUUCUGAUCCCGAGUUCUGCAAGGAAAGUAAGAUGUGGUAUGUUCUCUCAAAGACAUUAGCUGAAGAUGCAGCAUGGAAGUUUGUCAGAGAAAAGGGCAUCGACAUGGUCACAAUCAAUCCAGCAAUGGUUAUCGGCCCUCUUCUUCAACCUACCCUGAACACAAGUGCAGCUGCAAUUUUGAACCUGAUAAAUGGAGCACAGACAUAUCCAAAUGCUUCCUUCGGCUGGGUUAAUGUCAAGGAUGUUGCGAAUGCUCAUAUUCUGGCGUAUGAAACUCCUUCCGCUAAUGGAAGAUAUUGUUUGGUUGAGAGUGUUGUACACCAUUCAGGGGUUGUCGAUAUUCUACGCAAACUAUAUCCUUCUCUCCAACUUCCAGACAAGUGUGCGGACGACAAACCCUUUACACCAACAUAUCAGGUUUCCAAGGACAAAACAAAAAGCUUGGGCAUUAGCUAUACUUCACUAGAGGAUGGUAUCAAGGAAACGGUCGAGAGCUUGAAAGAGAAGAAAUUUUUUGUGGCCUAAAUAGUUAUUAAUUGGUAGUAUUUCCCUAAAUUUGUUCUGGAUUCUGUAAGAGCCUUUUAUUCCCCUGUUGACCAAUGCCAUUUAAUGGGCAUUAGGACAUGUCACUUAAGAUGAGAUCAGUUGGACCUUGUUGCUGCCCUGUUGCCUUGUGUGAAUGUUUAGUAAAUAAUGCAGUUUGAUGAACAAUUGGACAUGUCUGCUUGAGAUGAGAUCAGUUGGACAUUGUUGCUGUACUGUUGUUUGUGUGAAUCUUUAGUACCUAAAAGUUCAGUGA
This is a messenger RNA of Daucus carota subsp. sativus, 1384 nucleotides long. RefSeq names its product phenylacetaldehyde reductase-like. NCBI's taxonomy places the organism in Eukaryota, Viridiplantae, Streptophyta, Magnoliopsida, Apiales, Apiaceae. The record is from RefSeq and is a predicted model, not a curated record. The transcript has 6 exons. Gene Ontology annotation, molecular function: oxidoreductase activity, acting on the CH-OH group of donors, NAD or NADP as acceptor. The coding region runs from base 145 to 1110 and encodes 321 amino acids.